Molecule: messenger RNA, 1029 nt
Organism: Aspergillus calidoustus
Lineage: Eukaryota; Fungi; Ascomycota; Eurotiomycetes; Eurotiales; Aspergillaceae
Source: the annotation of a GenBank genome assembly
AUGCGACCCGAUACAAUUCCCCGUUUCACACUUCUAUCUUUGCAUUCGAGAGAGUUGCAAAAGGCAUCGUCCUGGGAAGAGAUGGGGUCGAUCGAAUUCAAUGGGGAGGAGCAAGCUAGGGGAGAGACGUGGUGGUUAGACGUUUGCGAUGCUGCAGAGCAAGAUGAGCCGCGGCAGAAGAUCGAGACGUUUCCCAGUUACUACUUGAUAUCGGUGCGAACUCUGUCGACGAUUGCAGACAAGUACACAAAGGAGACAGCCGAAUAUACUGCUCAAUCACCAACCCCAACUCACCCGUCGAUGCUCUAUAUCCUUGUGUUCAGGUACGGUACGGUGACAUUCUCCACAAGCGGCUGCGAGCAUGUGUCUAGAGUUAGGAGCCGCAUAUCAAGACUGUACGACCCAUCUGUUCUGUCCAGUGAUUGGAUCUGCUACGCACUCCUGGACGACGUGAUAGACAGCUUCCAGCCUCAUAUGCAAUCCGCAUCGCGCGAGUCCGAAUCCAUCCAGGAUGAAAUCUUCAUCGCGCGAGACGACGAUAUGACGCCCCUAAUGCUGCGCAUCUACACCAUCCGGAAGAGAAUCAAUCACCUCACGCACUCCCUGUCCGGCAAGUCUGAUGUCCUCAACGGGUUCGUCAAGCGCUGCCAGACAAAGGCGUGGCACCCUGCGCUCCCUGAAGGGGAUCUCAUCGUCUACCUCAGUGACGUGCAAGACCACCUUAUAACGAUUCUUGGUGAGCUCGCACACCUGGACGAGAUUACCAGUCGUCUGCAAUCCAAUUUCCUGGCCCAGACGAGCGUCAAUAACAUGCGUCUAAGUGUGAGACUCAACUCGGGGCUGAGCAAAGUGACUAUUCUAGCGACGAUCUUUGUGCCGCUGCACAUGGUGACUGGACUAUUCGGGAUGAAUGUUACGGUGCCCGGACAGGAGGUCGAGUCACUGGCCUGGUUCUUUGGAAUAGUCGGUGUGUUUGUUGCGAUAAUAUUAGCUGCCUGUUUAGUUUUUGUGCGCUUGAAACUCUUGUAG